Messenger RNA from Oppiella nova, 309 nucleotides. Lineage: Eukaryota; Metazoa; Arthropoda; Arachnida; Sarcoptiformes; Oppiidae. The record is from the annotation of a GenBank genome assembly.
AUGGUUUUGACAUUUGACAAAAUGUAUUUGACACGGAAUUUUAAUUAUUGGAAAAGUCUUGGAAUAAAUGGUCCCAACCCAUACAUAGGUAUUGGCACAUUGAUUCACCAGUUUUUGACACCAAAACCACUUUUGGAAGUUGAGUGGUAUAAGAAAUUUGGCAAAUUAUACGGAAUAUACAAUGGUACCAAUCCUGCCCUAACAGUAGGCGAACCAGAAUUGAUAAAAAAUGUUUUGGUGAAGGAUUUCAAUUCAUUCGCUGACAGGACUCCGACGAAUCCAUCCGAUUCUGAAACACCAUUUGAUUGA